This is a messenger RNA of Arabis nemorensis, 333 nucleotides long. NCBI's taxonomy places the organism in Eukaryota, Viridiplantae, Streptophyta, Magnoliopsida, Brassicales, Brassicaceae. The record is from the annotation of a GenBank genome assembly.
AUGGCAGGAUCUGCACCAGAAGGCACACAGUUUGAUGCACGUCAGUUCGACCAAAAGUUGAAUGAAAGUUUGCUGACUGUGUUGUAUGGAUACAGACUUGAGGGACAAGAUGAGUUCUUCACCUCUUAUGAUGAGGUUCACGAGAGCUUUGACGCUAUGGGUCUGCAAGAGAACCUUCUCAGGGGUUUUGAGAAGCCUUCUGCUAUUCAGCAAAGAGGGAUCGUUCCCUUCUGCAAAGAUCUCGAUGUGAUCCAACAGGCUCAGUCCGGUACUGGGAAAACCGCAACUUUCUGCUCUGGCGUCUUGCAGCAGCUAGACAUCAGCCUUGUAUAA